Molecule: messenger RNA, 459 nt
Organism: Staurois parvus
Lineage: Eukaryota; Metazoa; Chordata; Amphibia; Anura; Ranidae
Source: the annotation of a GenBank genome assembly
AUGGAUAAUCUACUUAUUCAAGUAACAGGAACAAAAAGAGUUGUCCUGUACAGCCCUCGAGAUGCACCAUUUUUAUAUUUAUCAGGUGACAAGUCUGAGGUAUUAGAUGUAGAUAAUCCAGACUUGUCCACAUACCCACUUUUCUCUCAAGCAAGGCGUUAUGAAUGCACCUUAGAAGCUGGGGAUGUGUUAUUUAUUCCAGCUCUGUGGUUCCAUAAUACAGUUGCUGAAGAGUUUGGAGUUGGAGUUAAUGUCUUUUGGAAACACCUGCCAUCUGAAUGCUAUGAUAAAACAGACACAUAUGGGAACAAAGACCCCACUGCAGCUUCAAGAGCUGUACAGAUAUUAGAUCGGGCUCUGAAAACAUUGGAUGAACUUCCUGAGGAAUAUAGAGAUUUCUAUGCUAGAAAAAUGGUAUUACGGAUACAAUCCAAAUCUUACAGUACCAACUUUGAAUAA